Owenia fusiformis is the source of this 1522-nucleotide messenger RNA. The record is from the annotation of a GenBank genome assembly. NCBI's taxonomy places the organism in Eukaryota, Metazoa, Annelida, Polychaeta, Sabellida, Oweniidae.
GAAAAUCAAUCUGCAAGAACGAGGUAAUAAAAUUCUAACAUUCUGCCAUCUUUAUAUCGGGCCAAAACCUAUUUUGUUAUAAGGACCUUUCAUGUACCCUAAGCCCGACCCUGAGCCAGAGAAUAUAAACGCAUGUCAAAGGGAAUGUGACUAAAAAAAACUUUAAAGAAAGAUUCCAUAGCAGGAUAAACCAACAAAUAAAGGAAAUAUGGCAGGUUCUUUACGUCAAAAGUCUCCAAAAGAUAGAAUACUAUCUUAUGAUCGCUAUUCCACAAGAUCUCAAAGUUUACCUGGGGGAGAUAUGAAUGAACUCCAUAUAUUCACCAAAGCUAAGCACAAACAAGUGUUCCAUUUUGGCACGAGUGAAAAGUUACCAUGGGAACAAAGAAAAGACCGAAUGAACCAGGCAAUAGCAUGGAUAAAAUCUGAGGUGACAUUUAUGAAAUUCCAAGACAAAAUGCUGACUCAUCAAUUUUCAAGAUGCCAGAAGGUGAUUGGUGAAUUGCAACUCAGGAUGCAAAAAUUCCGUAUAUGUCCAGCUGUAAGCAGUGAUAGCACUAUGCAGGAUGGACUCUUGAAAGAAUGGGAAACAGAAGAGUUCAAUGAACAUUCCAGUGAGAGUAGCGGGGAUAGUGACUCCGAACACUUCAAAUUUACUGUUGCAGAAACAAAAAACAAACGGUCAAAAAGUUGCGAUGAUAUCCUGAACCAUUCAAAAGACAUACACGAGCAGAUCAAGGCCAUCAGAGAGAGUUUUCUCUCAACUAAUGAGAAUCUCGUUGAAAAUGAGAAUGAAGAUGAGAUUUUUGAGAUUCAAGAUGCUCAUUGGUCAAACACUGCGGGAGAAACAACUAGAAUUAUCCCAACAAACAUACCUGUCAUUGUAGACACUGACACUUCAAACAAUUCUCUAAAUGCUGAAAAUAUAAACAGUGCCAUAUAUGACACCAACCCAAUCAGUUUUGAGAAAACUGUUAACAAAUCUAGCAUGAGUGAGAACACAACCCCUAAACUAAAUUCUUACAUACUCAGUGAUGAUUAUUUCAAAACAGGUGAUGCAUUAUCUGGUUCAGCAGAUGAAAAUGACAUCGAUGGGCAUCUUUCCUGUAAUCUUGAUGAUAUCAUCAUUGAGAUUGAUGAUGAUGAUGUCACCAGCAGCUCAGACUCCUCUAUAGGGAGUUUCCUUAGCAACAGUUUACAAUAUGUCACAGUAGAUGAGGGUGGGUCCAUCUCCUUUGAUAUGUCCCUGGAUGGUGGUUUGAGUUACACAGAAAAUGAUGAAUGGAGUAUCAACGGACAAGACAAUUAAUUAAAUACAAAUAAAAUUACUUUUGCUAUAAAAUACAGUCGUACUGAAUCAACAAAUACUCCUAGUGAUGAUAAUAAUGAAGCAUGAUCUUGAUACUACUGACUUUAAGUCUAAGUCCCAUUUAUCUUGCAGGCCCGUAUCCAGGGGGGGGAUUCGCUGGGUUCAGGUGAACCCCCUCCCUGGCCAAAAAUUCUUUCAAAAUCAUGCAGUUUU